Odontomachus brunneus is the source of this 2663-nucleotide messenger RNA. It is a transcript of the gene Acsf2, whose product is annotated as medium-chain acyl-CoA ligase ACSF2, mitochondrial. Bases 531 to 2339 code for a protein of 602 amino acids. Lineage: Eukaryota; Metazoa; Arthropoda; Insecta; Hymenoptera; Formicidae. Gene Ontology annotation, biological process: fatty acid metabolic process. The record is from RefSeq and is a predicted model, not a curated record. Gene Ontology annotation, molecular function: medium-chain fatty acid-CoA ligase activity. The transcript has 10 exons.
AAAUAUUCGAAAAGUUUGCAGAAUAAUUUUUAUACAUGCGAAUUUUCCGCUGAAUGUAUUAAAACAAAGCAGCACAUAUUUAUGUAAGUUUUAUAUAUACUAGAAAUACAAAAAAAUAGCGUUAGUGUUAGUGACGAUCGUUUCUGCGUUAUUGACAUUGUUUGAAUUCAUCAUCGACUUCAGGAUCUCUUUAAGCUAACGUUUUAGUGAUAUUAAUACGUGUUACUCUUCGAUAAAGAACGCUACUACAUUAUAUUCCUAUGCAGGAAAGAUUUAAUUCGCUGAGAUAUUAUAGUAACACGUUCCAGUUAUAACAUUGAUUUUGGUGCUAUGUGAAAAACAAUAUAUCAUUAUUACAAAUCGUUCGAUGUACAUCGCAUUCGCGCUUCGCUCGCGUCCGUUUCUAGUCGCGAUAUAUUUCUGAGUGGAACGCACUAAAUCACUGUACAUGUGCGCUACUAAUCUAUUCUAAGUCGAGAUUGUUUCGGCACGUACCAACGUCUCUAAGCUAAGAAGAAAAAGAAAGGAAAAUGUUUUCUCCGUUUAUAUCGGCUUCGCGACACGUCGCAUUUGGCAACCUGAAUCGAUGCUGCUACGCGCGAUAUUUCUCUCUGUUGCACGCUAAUUUGAGAGAGCAACGUCCGGCUGGAAGAUCAAACGUCCGAACCAAAACGAGCGUUUCUAGAGCGGUCAAAGCCGCUCACAUGAUCAAUCCUGGUGAAUAUCCCUUGAUCGAUGACACGAUCGGACAAUUGUUACAGAAAGCGGCAGCUACGUGGCCGGAACGGGUUUGCGUUGCAUCGCUUCACCAGAAUAUUCGUUUGACAUUCUCCGAGCUUCUUCGACGGGUUGACUCGUUCGCUGCAGGCCUCAAGAAGUUAGGCCUGAAGAAAGGUGAUAGACUAGGCAUUUGGGGUCCGAACGAUAUCGAGUGGUAUAUAACUUCCUUGAGUGCUGCGAGACUGGGUUUGAUCGUCGUCGCGAUCAAUCCAGGUUAUCAACAAAACGAAUUAACAUAUUGUCUACAGAAGGUCAGUGUGAAGGCUGUCGUCUCACCCGACUCGUUUAAAACGCAGAAUUACCCGAAAAUGUUACUCAGCGCCAAAGAAGAGUGUCCUUCCUUGAAACAUAUCAUCAUUGUCUGCCAGGAUCAUAUAACUGGUACCCGUCGUUUCGUCGACGUCGAAGCAUUGCCAACGAGAACGGAAGUGGAAGCUAUCGCUGCUGAACAAACUGAGGUAUCUUGUUACGACGAGUGUAAUAUACAGUUCACAUCCGGCUCCACCGGUAAACCCAAAGCGACGGUUCUCUCGCACCAAUCUGUUGUGAAUAAUAGCAUAGAGGGUGUACGAAGGACGUUAGUUAAUGCCAAUGGCAAAAUAUGUUGCAACGUGCCGUUUUUCCACGUGUUCAGUCUGAUACUGGUUCAAGUAGCUACCUUUCAUACGGGAGAUACAUUUAUUCUGGAAGCACGAUCCUUUGACCCGGUAAAAUCUUUGGAGGCGAUUGUGAAAGAGGGUUGCGUCUGGACAUAUGGAACACCGACUAUGUGGAUAAAUAUACUCGAUGCACAGAGACGUUUGCAGCUACCAAUUACCAGUCUUCGGGCAGGAUGCAUUGGUGGUUCGCCUGCUUCACCUGAACUUUUCAAGAGAAUACGAGAAACACUUGGUGUGGAAAAUAUCCUGUCUUUAUACGGUCUCACGGAAACGACAGGCGUAAUAUUUCAAUCGAUAUACGGAGAGGACAAGAAUCUCACGGAGACAACCGUCGGUCAUUUGUCGAAUCACGUUGAAGCAAUGGUAAUGAAUGAAAACAAUGUACCCGUUCCCUUUGGUACACCUGGUGAACUUUGGAUACGCGGAUAUUGCAACAUGACACGUUACUGGGACGACGAGGAGAAUACGAGAAAAACGUUGACGCAAGACGGUUGGUUAAAAACUGCCGAUCAAUUUAUUUUACACGAAAAUGGUUACGGUAUUAUUGUCGGAAGACUGAAGGAUAUGCUUAUUCGAGGAGGAGAAAAUAUCUUCCCCAAGGAAAUCGAAGACUUCCUGAUGACCCAUCCCAAAGUAUUAGAAGUUCAAGUUAUAGGAGCGUAUGAUGAAGUUUAUGGAGAAGAGGUGUGCGCGUGUGUUCAAAUACAUGAUGGCGAGAAAAUAACAAAGGAUGAGCUGAGAGAAUAUUGCAAGGGCAAAAUUGCGCAUUUUAAAAUUCCGCGUUAUAUAGAGUUCGUAGAUCAAUUUCCGAAGACUGCCAGUGGAAAAAUUCAGAAGUUUCGAUUAAGGGAACACUUGGAGAGCAAGGGUGUAAUACCGACAACACCAAACCGCUCUUAGUUGACUUCGGAUAACUUUAUAUAAAUUUUGAUACUUUUAGAAAGAUUUUAUAGUAAAGUUUUAUAAACGAGAAGGGAAAUUUUAUCUUUGGAGUCUUUUACAGAAUUUACAAAACUAAAAUAAAAUAUUUUUAGAAUUAAUUCUAGAUUUUUAUCGCUACGUUUUCGAGACGUAUAACUGAUUAAUUGUUUGACGCUCUGCGGUUGUGCACAUAUCGACUCCCAGUUUUUAGAGUUUAUUGAAAAACAUUGUUUAUGGUUUUUGUGAUAUCUUAACCACUUUAUUUUGUAAUAACACAGAAUCAAUAAAUAAAUUUAAAAAGUA